GUUCCUCCACCUACCUGCUCCACCGCACUUGCCCCACAAACUCCCGCUCAGUUUCACCACAGUGCCGGCGGGAGCCAGAACAGGCGAGUGGAUCUUGGAGAGCAGAGGAGGAGAAGACGGUUCCUGGUGACCGAGCAUGGUGUGACGCGUGAGCUCCGCUCCAAAGUGGAUGACUGAAGCGGACCAGGACCGCCUGUGUAGACCGGACUGACUGAUCCAGACUGGACUAUCUGGCAACCAUGAACGUGUCGCCCCCUGACCGGAGGAAAAACAUGCGGGAACUGGCGCUGGAGAUCGGGAUCCGAGUUCUGCUGUUCGGAGUUUUUGUAUUCACUGAGUUCCUGGAGCCGUUUGAAAGAGUGAUCCAGCCUGAGGAGCUGUGGCUCUACAAGAAUCCUUUGGUGGAGUCGGACCACAUCCCCAAGAGGGUCAUGUUUGCCAUUUCAUUCCUCACCCCGCUGGCAGUGAUUUUUGUGGUGAAGAUCAUUCAGAGAACGGACAAGACGGAGAUCAAAGAAGCCUGUUUAGCAGUGUCCCUGGCUCUCGCCCUCAACGGAGUCUUCACCAACACCAUCAAGCUGAUUGUGGGCAGACCCAGGCCCGACUAUUUCCAGAGGUGUUUCCCUGAUGGUCAAGUGAAUGCGAAGAUGCUGUGCACUGGGGAACCUCAUCUGGUCUCAGAGGGACGCAAGAGUUUUCCCAGCAGCCACUCCUCAUUUGCUUUCUCCGGGCUGGGCUUCACCUCCUUCUACCUGGCCGGGAAGCUGCAGUGUUUCACGGAUCAGGGCAGAGGGCGAAGCUGGCGGCUCUGUGCCAUGGUGCUGCCGCUCUACAGCGCCAUGAUGAUCGCCAUGUCCCGCACCUGCGACUACAAACACCACUGGCAAGACGCCGUUGUUGGGGGAGUUAUCGGGUUGCUGUUUGCGUACAUCUGCUACCGCCAGCAUUACCCGCCCUUCCUGCACUCGGACUGCCACCUGCCUUACGCCAGCCUGGCUGCCCCCGCUGCUUACACGCCGCCACAUCCCCAGGACGACCCGCAACCCACCGACAACGCCACGACCACCCUUCCCUUGGAAGGUUUGACUGAAGGGCCAGUAUGACUAGUGGCCCCCGCGGAGACUCCCCCCAGCUCCCUCACCAAGCCGCUGAUCCCACCUCCAGUUGUCCAAUGACUGAUGACUCAUACAUUCCAGAGGACAGCAAACACACCUCCACCACCUCUUGUUUCCUUUCCAUCUUUCCGUUAAAUCUGACUCCGGCUCAGCUGAAAAAAAAAAGGCUCUAUAAAUAGCAGCGUGUGAGGGGAGCGUAGGAAUGUGGGACGACACCACUGAGAGGGGAGAAUGUUUUGGGAUAUCAGUUUUUUUUUUCAUGAUGUAACAGAGGAAGUGCGGAACUGUUGAUGGGUGCAGGUCUGACAGAAAGUUAGACACAACAAACCCACAGGACCUCAGUUAAAUGUCACAGCAAUCUUGCAAAGCCUUGAGAGCGCUGAACAUCUUGAUGAUUUCAGCGUCAACCGAAAUAUGAUUCCGAUUUUAUUUUAUGUUUCCUUCCUCUAACUUCGCCAAUACUUCAUACAAAACUUUUGUGUCCGGAACCAAGUAUGGACACUCAAAUUAUUUUCUGUGAGAUUACUCAGCUAGAAUAACUUUUCUGAAUUGCACUUAAAACACCUAAAUGUUACCUUCAGCAUCUACAUAAAAAAAGACGAGAGAUGAUGAUAGCUUUUUGGGGGGAUGGAUCUUCUGCCCCUCCUGUGUUUUCUUCAGUGUGUAUUACCAUUGAAACAUAUUACUUUCCCUCGUAAGGUCCAAAUAGCCCUCUGUCCAACAAUCUAAAGUACCCCAUGUCAAAAAAACAGGUCAAUCUUGCUGCGCUUGUCUCGAUCCGCUCUGAUAUUGAAGUUGGUAUUUGAGUGAUGAUUGCAGAUGGAUCUGUUCAAGCUACGCUCAGUUUUCCAAGUCAUCUCAUCUUUUUUGCUGACUUUUUGACCAGACCUCAUCCUGUUUCUACCCUUCCAAAACCCCAUAUCGUGUCAAAGUGUUUGCAAAAGAAACGCUGGGCAUGUAUUUUUUCUAGUUUUAUUGGAGAGAUUCUACAUUUUUCUGAUUACAUCUAUACAUCUAUAGUGUAGAGUCAAGUGUCACACAGAUUGUCGGUAGCAUACUGGCAGAAACGUCCAGGUGUAAACAGACUAAAGAAAACACAUAAGCGGAUAUCGACUAGCAGAAUUGGGGAAUGCGAACGGUUUUAAACACAUGUGGAGUUGAGGAGACACACAUUGAGCUGUUUGGCCUGGGACUGCAAGAAUUGAGAUCCACAAAAGACACUAUCAAGCUCACCGUGAACACUUUGGUCCGUGGCUGUAACUCCUCAUUGAUUUGUGGUACUCACCUUUCUUGUAAAUGUCAAGCGAACUGGGCCACACAGCGAUAAUUGGGCUGUCUUUGACCCGAUGUCAGCCAAGGAUAGUCGCCUUCUCUUAUACAGAUAUAUUAGAGCAGGGGUCUGAAACCGGUCCUCAAAUGGCCGCAGGUUUUUUGUUCCAGCCAGUCCCCUUUUCACCUGUUAUUGACCGUUGGUUAAUUGUCAGUCGGGUGUUGCUUGUUUCAGCUGAUGGGUUAAACUGUGUGUGCUUGUUUGGUUGGAACAACAUGGACAAUUUUUACGACCAAGAUUCCUGAUGUGUGUGUUGAGAGAUCACUCGCAACCUGAGCUGUGACUUGGAACAGUGUCAUGGUUGGCUCAGGUGAACAGACCCAAUCGCUAGGUUGUAACUGUCUCACAGAUGACUCGACAAGAACGAGGCUAGUUUUACGAAGUUUUAUAUACAACAAACAAAAUAACAGGGCACAGACAAGAACCAAAGAACUAAAGACGUCGCUAUCCAAAACACGGAGUGAAGGAAACACUCAAGGAAGGGGAAAAUCCUGAAAACAGAAGAGAGGUGAAUUAAUAUCAAGCCAACUAACGGGGACUACCAAAACUGCACUCGAAUACACACACGAGGCCCAAACAACAAAAAACACUCUGUGGUGGAACAGUCAAACAAGCAUGCGUGGGAGAAAAAGCCAACAAUAGAAAAUAAGACACGAAGAAAAUAAGGCAGGAAACAAACUAGAAGAGCAAACAAGAAAGCGGCAGAAACAACACGCACAAUAGAUAAUUUGAAAUGACAGAUUUCAAGGAGGACUUUACCGCAGGACAUGGAAUAACCAUCUGGCAGCGCAGGCUGGAACCCAGGUGUAGAAAUCAGCGCGGCUUGAUCAUCAGACGAGCUCCAGAUGCGCUGCCAUUAAGCUGGGGGGAACAAAGGAAAAGGAAAAAAAAACACACACAAAAUAACAAAAUAAAAGCACAAGAAAAACAGGGAACAUAACAAACAGAAUGGAACCAAUUAAGAAGUGAUCUGACUGAGCAACAAUGACACAAACAGGGGAGUUACUGUAUGACGUUUAUUGACUCUGUGUCAGUUAAGACUAGCUUUUAAUCAUUAGAAGCAAAUAUCACUUCAAUAUGAAUCGGAAUCUGUUCUUCCGGUCUAUACCUUCACAUGACUCCGUGGCGAACUUUAGUUACUGCCAUUUAGUUAUUAUUAUUCUUCUCAAUAGGUGGUGAGGUACAAUCUUCCUACCACAGACGUUAUGGUGAAUGGCAGUCUUUUUUAUCUUCACCUGUGGGUUCUCUGACGCACAGAUGUGGUGCCCUUUAUAGUGUCCUUCAGUCAAGAUUUGAACUUCACCUGUGAUGACGGCCAGGACGAUUACACCUGCAUGUUUUCAUGACUCAAACUAGGUAGAGCUUCUUUUAUGGAAGCAAGGUUACAUGCAGGAAAGCAAUAUGUUUGUCCCAUUACCCUACGAUGUAUGCGACAAAAAUAUUUUUAUUGUGAUUCUCUCUAUACUGAAACAUUCAAAUUCGCUUUAAUAAUAUAUGUUAAAUAAAUAAUGGCGAAAAUCCUCCACCAGGAUCCUCCUGAGGAAGCUCCAACAAACUUCAUCAUGGCAGCUUUACUGAACUCCACUGAGGGAUCUGUUUAUUUUGUCUCGCCUUUUGUUCCUGAAGUUAAAUGUACCUUGAUUGAAAUUCCUUUGGGAUUCUGGUUGGUAAUAGAGCGCGAUGGCUGUGACUAAGGAGGAGACCCAAGAGCAAGAAGUAAAAGGUGGCAGCAUGGAAAGAAGCAAGAAUAGCAUUCAAAACAAACUCAUUGGAACAAUGAUAAAGGCCCAGAAUAAGGAGAACUGAACUGCAAGGGUGUUGGUAUAGUUAUCAGAAUGAGUCCAGAAUAGUUGUCUGUGGAAGGUAACAGGAAAACAAGAGGCGUGAAAAUGACAGGAAGCACAAAUUAGAAUUGAACCAGUGGGCAGGAAGUAGCAAAAACACAGCGGAGGAAGACCUCCAGGAGUUCGGAGUAAUGCCUCCUACUGUCAAGAGACAAAACAGACAUGACAAAAGGACCUUCAUGAUGUUCUCCAUCAUUCUGUGUACGUUCUGUGUGUCAAAUUCUUCUUAUAAAUAGGUAAAGUUGAAAUCACAAUUAGCAUUUAAGGUUAGCCGUUCAACGUUCUAGCAAGUAAAGAUUAUAAAUGUCAAGAAUUAGUCUGGAAAAUUCCGAAAAACUGACUUGAUGAAAGUGUAAUUCAAAGACAAGCAGAGAGCCAAAUGUUUCCUGUGCUGUGAAACAGAUACGUUCUGAAGGAGGGAGGCUGAUUUAAAUUCUGUUUAAACUGCGAUUUCCCAUCCAAGAAUGUCAUUUACUUUUUGUUGCGGUGACGGUGUUUGAAAUUUUGAUCGAAUGUGACACCCAUGGUGGACAUCUCUCCCGGAGACUCCGAUGUUCUCCAGCACUGGCAGUGCUAAAACAUUUCCCGAUCUGUUAGCCAUUCAGCGUCUCUCUCCAGAAGACACACGAGGUCCUGAAUCCAAUUAUACCUCAAUAAAUUCAAUCAAUAACCGACAGGUGGUGGGAGUCUGUCUGGGCAGACACGGUCUCCUUACUGAUUCUGCAUUAGCGCUGACCAGCCGCCGCUGCUUAUCAGGACAUUACGACAGCAGGCAGCACCUCAAGGACGGCUCCAACAUUACAAACAGCUCUCUGUCUGCAGAGGGAAGACACUGAUACACAAUCUCUGUCUCAUUCGGAGAGGACAGGCCACGCGUCUGAUGCAUUAUUCAAGCAUCGGUCUUCAGUUAUACAAUCAUUUUGCUCGUCCUAUUAUGUGAAAAGUGUCUUGAAUUCAGUGUCCCCCCAUCAUCGUAUGUCACCAUCUAUUUACAAGCAAAGAUGGAGCCUGUCACCCACACAACAAUCGGCGCCCUUUUAUGACUCAGAAUUGAUGGAUCUCGGCGAGUGCGUUUUUGCUGUGACAUUUAUGAUAUGCUGUGACCUGAGCUCAGCUCUUACACCACCGUGGAAAGAUUGAUCGUUUGCUUGUGGAGAAAGGUUGGAACAUUAUGACCGGGACGCCGCUGACGGUUAUUCUGUCGUUUCCUCCUCAUAGCAGAUUGUUACAGUUUCCAUAUAUCUCUCACUGCCGUCAUCUUUUCAGCGGGAAGAAUCAGCAGAGAGGCUUUUGCACAGGUGAGGAGGAGUCAUCACUCAGCACCAGAGGUGCUUCGACCGUCCACGUCAGCAGCGCGUUGGCUUCUGACAGGAUGCAAUACGAGCGACAUCAAAAACAGUGCUUGACUCUGCGCAUCUGACUGUUUACACAGAGAAGCAUCAGUGAUCUGACUCCUAAAUUUUGGGGCUAAGCAAUUGUGACAAGAGUUUGUUGGCACCUGGAUGUUUGUGUAUUGUUUUAAUGUUGUAUAUUUAGUGAGGAAGGACGCUCAUUUGAUAGUUGUUAUGUUAAGGAGCCUAUAACAAACAUAUUUUUAAAGUUGUUUUAAUGAUAAUAACUAUAAAAAAACAUCUGUGAAUCACAACAAAAAGGGCCUUGAUUGUCAAGUCUGAACAAAUAUUCUUAUGGGUUCUGCAACUUUGAUUGCACAAAACUUUGCUGAACUAGGUACAACUUUUGUAUCAUGUUGUUUGUGAUCCAUGUUUCUUAUUUAUUAGCAACCAUAGAGUCAUGACGUUGCUCUACAUCUUUACAACAAACAUUGAAUUCAUUUGCAUCAGUAAUGUUUGGUGCAGGGUGCAGGCCAAGCAAACUUUAUUUUUAUGAGCUGCUCUGCCACUGAACAGGAAAUAUGAGUCUCAACGGGACGCGAACUUUGUCAUUCAUCAACUCAGUUGUUGCACUGAUUAUCGACAAUAUCUAUUAUUAUUCUAUUAUUCAUUUGUUAUGCCAGAAAACAGCAAAGCUUGAGCACCGCAGUCUUCGUGGGGUCAAGACAUCACUGUGCUUUGGCGCUGUCUAGCUAUAAAGAACAUUAAGUUUAUCUCUCAGUGUGAGCCAACUGGUUGUGUUCAAAGCUCUUUCAGGCCCCGUAAAAAUGGCCUCAAAUUUGACUCCUCUUUUACUGGUUUAAUGACUGUGCUUUACACCAACCUCAAGUAGGAACCUGGGUCUCGUGUGGAGUUAGUAUGCUUUUAAAUUGUAUGUGCAACUGAGUUUUGUGCCUCGUGCCCUGUGAUGGACCAGUGACCUGUCAGCCCCAGAUAGAGAGUGAAAAAACUGCUGUGGUCCAUGUUAGUUUGUCAGUUUAAAUGUGUAAACACACAACAGAAUUGUUCCUUACAACACUCAUGACAUGUGGGCGUGUCCUCAUGUGCGCAGGAUUGCGCUAAGGUCCAUAAAAUUACUAGCACUCAUGUGUGCUGCCUUCAUUCGUCAGCCAAUCGACGUGACAAGAGAUGACGUCCCCUAAAAUACAAGUGGACUACAGAUGAACUUGAUCCUUGACGGUGGAGAUUGUGUGUUGUGACACUCCUGACACAGUUCAAAAGCAGACUGAAGUCAACUCUAAGCAUGUGUUUAAUGAGUGUUCGGUCCAGUAGCGAAGAAGAAACAGGAGACAUGGUCAGUGGAGCAGCAUGAAUGCACCGGUUAGUUCUCAAGUUCCCAAGUUCCUUAUUGGAUAACAGAUACUGGAGAGCCAAGGACAAAGCCUCAAUGACAUUUUUCUUCGCAAAAUAAAGCAGCUGUAAAUGGGAACCAGGAACUUAACCCCUGCCGUCUGUUUACAAAUCCUCCACUGACCGUUGGAAUGUUUACACCUCUGUCUGGGCUGUGUCUGAAGCUUUAACGGAACAUUUCCCUCUGUCAAGUGCGUUAAACGUCUAAGACUAAUUCCUGAAUUCAACAGCACAAACUUAUUUAGCAUCUCUUGGUCAUUACAAAAUAGUUGCACCCUCUGUCAUUCCCAAAUGAGUUGUAUUUCGGUGCUAUCGAUGUAGCCAUUUAUUUAUUUUUUAAAUUUAUUUCCUCUUUUUGCUGUGAUUGUGAAACAAAAAAAAAACACUAAAGGGCAAGGAUUGCUUCUCCUUCUGUAACUUCUUUUCUGUGAGUUUUUUCAGCGUCCUAAUAAAUGCAGAAUUAGACUAUGAAAUAUGAAGUUAUUAUCAGUUAUGUUGAGUAGAUGUCUGAAGAAACAAACCGUGUGUACGACUCUUUGUUCAUGGCAUGCCAGUUGCAUUUGUGAGAGAAGACUAUUUUCGAUGAAUACGCAUGCCUGGCCUUGACAACCCGCGGAGCUUUGUUUUUUCGCUGUUUGUAUACUUAAUGUGCAAUAAAAGACAGUGUGAAAUGUGUUGAUGAGGAGUGCGGUUGUGAUGGUGUGAUCGGUGAAGCCUGGAAGAUGAGGCUCUCGAAAGUUUUCCUGAUGACCAACUCAGAGUCGGUAAACUUUGGAUUGCAGCGCAAGCUAUUUUUGCAAUUUUUAUUCA
Molecule: messenger RNA, 7840 nt
Organism: Synchiropus splendidus (mandarinfish)
Lineage: Eukaryota; Metazoa; Chordata; Actinopteri; Syngnathiformes; Callionymidae
Gene: plpp4
Product: phospholipid phosphatase 4
Exons: 7
Coding region: 240-1103 (287 amino acids)
Biological process (GO): phospholipid metabolic process
Molecular function (GO): phosphatidate phosphatase activity
Source: RefSeq, a predicted model, not a curated record